Zingiber officinale is the source of this 1317-nucleotide messenger RNA. RefSeq lists its product as uncharacterized. NCBI's taxonomy places the organism in Eukaryota, Viridiplantae, Streptophyta, Magnoliopsida, Zingiberales, Zingiberaceae. The transcript is spliced from 3 exons. The record is from RefSeq and is a predicted model, not a curated record. Gene Ontology annotation, molecular function: ubiquitin-protein transferase activity. Gene Ontology annotation, biological process: protein ubiquitination. Gene Ontology annotation, cellular component: CCR4-NOT complex. The coding region runs from base 122 to 1102 and encodes 326 amino acids.
GGGCACCAUUCGUGCAGCAGAAGAAAGCGAGAGGCGAAACCGCUACCGUUACUUCGGUCUGCCCGUUUUUAGGGUUUGCUAAGAGAAAAGGAAAAGGAGGACUCGUGAGGUGGAUCGAUUGAUGGGUCACGACUCGAUGGCUAACGUUCCUUCGCUUCCGUCGAUGGUGUCUGGAAAAAAGAAGCGGGCAAAUCGAUCUGCGAAGCUGAAGCAGUGCAAACUCGAUGCUCGGCGUGAGCAAUGGCUCUCUCAUGGUAAGGAUAAGGAUGAUGAUUCUAAUGUCACCACCGGUCUUCAUUUGCAAGAUCCUCCCUUGGCUCCGAAAGGGAUGAUGAGAGAAGCAGAGGGCCGAGAUGGCAUUUCACCGUUGCAUGAAUUUAGGGAUAUGGAUUCCUCAUUCCGUGACCCUACUGUAGGUAAUCAUCAUAGAAGGGAUGUCUCUUCUGGCGUCAGUAGAAGCAGCAGAAGUAGCAGCCUGGAUUCCACCUCAAGAAGCAUCAGCGAUGGUGAAGAGGAAGAGUAUAUAGACAACAGAGGGGAAGAAAACGGGAUCCUUGAUGAUUGGGAGGCGGUCGCUGACGCCCUGACUAAGGAUGUUGGUGAUGCUAACCAUAGUCGUCGUUCUGUUCAUGAAAUUACUCCCUUUAAGGCAGCUGCCACGCCUGGUGUCCCAGUUGAGGUCUCUCGUGGAGGGAGAAUGACAAUGCCGGAGCCCAUCCUUAACACCAGAAGAGCUUGGGGACCAGAUGACUCAUCUCGUCCUCCAAGCCUUCCAAGUAUCUCAAAACAGUGGAUCCUGCCAAUGAAUGCAGGCCGGGACUAUCGGGUUUCCCAACAAAAGGGUCUCCUUCCCUUGCCAAUUCCCUGCCCUAUUUGCUAUGAGGAUCUAGAUCUGACGGAUUUGAGCUUUCUUCCUUGUUCUUGUGGAUUUCGGCUUUGCCUGUUCUGCCACAAAAGAAUUCUCGAGGAAGAUGGUCGUUGUCCUGGAUGCAGGCAGCAAUACAACUACACCCCAGGUGGAAUGGUGGAGGUGAACGUGGGAGGAGCAGGGCCUCCAGUUUUGCAAAUGCAAUUGUCUCGUAUAUGUACUUCAAGGCCUUAGAAUAGCUGAAGGCUGGUUCUAGCUCUCUCUUUUCCUGUUAUUGUAAUCUCCUAUGAAGAUGCUGCCGGUAUCAAGCUCUUAUAGAGUUUGUUUCUUCUCAAUGAUGAAUGUGAAUAUCUUUUAGGGGCCUUAUAGGCUGGUGUUGCAAUAUUGGAUCUUUAUAUUCUGGACACUUUUUGGAGUAGAAUUGUUGCACCGUGACCUCUUGUUUCUUA